AAGUCUCCUCACGCACCCUUUACGGGUCCAGCCGGCGUCGCACGCGGACGACCCUAGGCGCCGCGACGCUACCCUCCGUCAUCAUCCCACUUCUGAGGACCGCGGCGCCGCAGCUGACGUCACUCCGCCACCGGUUACCAUGACGACCUAUAGCGCGGUCAAAAGCACGCCGUCUCAUACCAUCGCCUACCUAACUCUUCGGCACGGCACAGCUGAAACGAUCGGUUUUCGUUCUUCGGCGGUGAAGGUGAACGCGGCGAGCACCCAGGACGAGGAGCUGAAAAGCAGCAGCCCCUGUUCAACGGGGAGGGGGGCUCUGUGUGCCGUUCGUAACGUUUUAUUCGGCCGUUUGGGCGUCCGCUGAUGAGCCCUCGACCCCACGAUGGGCCAGACCGAAAGUAGAGACGAAGGCGCCGAAGACGACCCAGAAAAAUACGAUUCGAGGAGAAAUUCUGAUAAUCUGACCGACAGUGAAGUAGCGUGCGAAGAAGCCGCCCGCCUGACAGCAGAACAACAAGAAGGAGAUGAAGAAGAACUGUCCUAUUGCGACUACCAUGACCUACCGCCGCCCCCUGAUGGAGGUUAUGGUUGGGUGGUGGUAUUCGCUUCAUUCAUGUGUAACAUGAUCGUAGAUGGAAUCGCCUAUACUUUUGGCGUGUUUCUUAAUCCUAUGGUUAAUUAUUAUGGGGAAACAAAGGGUAAAACAGCAUGGGUGGGCUCUCUCCUCUCAGGAAUGUAUCUUAGUGCAGGACCUCUAGUGAGCGCCCUAACAAACAAAUUCGGUUGUCGCGCGAUAUGCAUAGCCGGUGCCAUAAUAUCUACUACAGCCUUCGUCUUGUCAAUUUUCUGCCCGACGGUAAACUGGCUGAUGUUAAUUUACGGAUUCAUCGGCGGUAUCGGGUUCGGUUUGAUCUACUUGCCAGCAGUAGUAUGCGUCGGUUACUACUUCGAAACCAAAAGAUCUCUAGCGACUGGAAUAGCGGUGUGCGGUUCGGGGGUCGGUACCUUCGCUUUCGCCCCCUUAGCCGAAAUUUUACUAGAAGCCUACGGUUGGCGCGGCGCAAAUUUAAUUUUGGCUGGGCUCAUUUUGAAUUGCGUAUUGUUUGGGGCUCUGAUGAGACCACUCACGUAUCCGAAGGAGUCUGGGGAGACGCCUCUGCUGCAACGGAUGGCCGAAGAGCGAAGAAUCCAGAUGGAGCGAGGCAGCAUUGGAGGGUCGUAUUUCUUAGUGAAGUUACCCGAUGGUACUGUGGAGAAAAGGAUGAAACAGCCAUUGAAUAUUGAUCCAGGUGUCCACUCGAGCCUUAACCUGGAUCAAUUAGCACCAGGUACUCCCAUAACUCCCAUUCCGACUGUUCCAACGCUACCAACUAUCGCUGAAGUGAAAAUCACGGAACAGAGUGGAAGUUCAGGAAGUCCCAGUCCGGGCGAGAGUCAAACGGAAAUCAAACAUCCCCGUCUCACCGAGCUAAAAAAUCAGAUGAAUAACGCUUUAAGUGAAGGGAAAGAUGCGAAAAUGCCGAGGAACGCUAGCCAGCCCGCUUUCUCCUCGCAAAUGCCCGGUUUGCCCAAGAACGGUUCAGUGCCAACAUUCGAUAGAAUAAGAAAAACUUCGGUCAGCGAAAGGUUCAAGCCCACAUUAGAUCCAAUCAAAUCAACUUCCAGGGGUAAACUUGGCUCCAACGCUGACAUGAAAAAACUGAGAAACGCUUCCACCGGCUCAUUUUUAAGUCGCAACAAUAAUAGUGAGGUAGAUGUAGAAAGUCUCGGGUUCACCACCUCCAAAAUGUCCAUCGCCAGUAAAAAGGGAAAUAUGGUUCGACCCAUGUCGAGGAAAGACAUUUUUUAUUCCGGAUCAGUAACGAAUCUGCCGGAAUUCCAUCAGUCUCAGAAAUCCUUGACAAAUUACCGCCAAAGUAUUAUGAGCAUUCCCAAAAUGAAACAGCUCGAGGAUGAGGGUUCACCCGCUGAUAUUUGCCCGUGCCUUGCAUUGCCUGAUAGCUUUAAGUCUGCCUUGUCCCAAAUGAUGGACAUGAGCUUGUUAAAAGACCCAGUGUUUAUGUUUAUAGCAAUAUCUAAUUUAUUUGGGAUGGCUGGAUUAUAUGUUCCAUUUGUUUAUCUCGCCGACUGCGCUAAACAAGAUGGUAUAGAAACUACGCAGGCGUCGUUUCUUAUUUCCAUCAUCGGUAUAACGAACACGUUCGGUCGUGUCGCUUGCGGCUAUUUCGCCGAUUUUCCGCAAGUUAAUGCGCUGCUGGUCAAUAACAUUUGUCUUGUCAUUUCUACGGUUGCCGUUGCUGCCACACCGUUGUGCCAUACUUAUGCAGCUUACGUUACUAUGGCGGUCGCUUUUGGAAUUGCCGUGUCCGGAUACAUUUCGCUGACCUCCAUCAUUUUGGUGGACCUGCUUGGGUUGGACAAGCUCACCAACGCCUUCGGACUGUUAAUUUUAUUCCGUGGAGCGGCCGCCAUAAUUGGGUCUCCAAUGGCGGGAGCCAUUUACGAUAGUACAAAGUCAUACGAUGUGUCUUUUUAUGUUGCCGGAGGGUUGUUUGCUGUCUCGGCCUUUACUAGUUUCCUAGCGCCUUAUAUGAAAAGAUUCUCGAAUCAAGAAGAGCAGGCCCAGGGCGAUGGGGACGCGCUUACUCCUAUAGAUGAAGACGAGGAAGAAGACGAACCGAUCACAAUGGGUGGAAAAAAACCACUACCGAAAAUAAUCGAGCCUGCUACAAGCCCUAACGAGAAAGAAAUCAAGCAAAUAGAAUCGGUUCUCUAAACAAGUUGUAUGUGUCAUAUUAUGCGCAUGUCUUACAUAAACACAAAAGUUUUUUUUGCGCGAAACGGGGGUUGUUUUAAAUCCCAUAUUCGAGAACAAAAAAAAUCUGAUAAUGGGCGCCAAUAACUAAAAAAAAAAGAAGCAAAAUGUGAUAUAAUUAAAGAGUCUAUUCCGUUGCUUUUGGAGUCACAAAAGUCGCGUCUUAAGUGUAUGUAUGUCAUUGUUUGAGUGAUUACGGAAGGCCUAAACGUGUUUAUGUAAGUCAUCGUCUUUGUAUAAUUGUAUAUUAGAUGAGUUUGGUGGUAUGCGGCCAUUGUGAGUAUUGAAAGAAUGUAGAUAUAUAAAGUGAGUGGUAUUAUUAGUUAAUAUACUUUAAUAUUUUCUAUUCA
Molecule: messenger RNA, 3165 nt
Organism: Anthonomus grandis grandis
Lineage: Eukaryota; Metazoa; Arthropoda; Insecta; Coleoptera; Curculionidae
Product: monocarboxylate transporter 3
Exons: 10
Coding region: 383-2776 (797 amino acids)
Biological process (GO): transmembrane transport; monocarboxylic acid transport
Molecular function (GO): monocarboxylic acid transmembrane transporter activity
Source: RefSeq, a predicted model, not a curated record